This is a messenger RNA of Aphanomyces astaci, 369 nucleotides long. RefSeq lists its product as hypothetical. The transcript has 3 exons. Lineage: Eukaryota; Oomycota; Saprolegniomycetes; Saprolegniales; Verrucalvaceae. Bases 1 to 369 code for a protein of 122 amino acids. The record is from RefSeq and is a predicted model, not a curated record.
AUGUGUGCGGCGAGUGUCGUGUACCACAGGGAGUGGUUCCUCGAUACGUUGCCACAGCAUCAUGCGUUGUUUUCCACCGUGCUGUUUUGGAACGUGGACUUGCAUCGGCUUGCACCGAACUUGGAAGUGAUGCGCAAUGAACUGCAAUCCACCCACGACAAACUGCAAACCGCUCACAGCGAGCUCCCAACUGAUUUGGCGACCGAGGCGACCAAGAACAUGUACGCCCAAUGGAAAUACUUGAUGCGCCGAAUGGAGGACAUUUUCGAUGCCGAAACUGGUGCCAAGCCCAUGACUACGACCGUCCAGCUGAUCGCUACGUCACCGAGUAGUUUGAUGUGGUCUUUCGCGUGCUUGGUCCACAACUGA